AUCUUCUUUGACAAUUAUCCACUUACUUAAAAACAUAGAGCGCAAUAAAAACCUUGCUUUCACUACCUAAGACAUGAAUUAAUAAAAUCCGUAGAUGUAAACGAGAUAGAAAUGAAUCCAAAAAUGUUGACCUUUCGAAGCAACAGUUGCCUUUGAUUAAUCUAACAGUCUCUGACGUAAUUCUUCAUUAAGACUUGUCGAGUGUUAUAUCACUACUUAAGAAGAAUAGUUGUGUAUUUAUAUAUUCAUUCCCUAUUGACUCUAAUCAAUUAAGUCUAACGAAUCGAGUUCCUCAUAAUAUCAUAAGAUUCUUGAUCAAUUUAUGCACGCAGCAUCUUUUAUUGUAUUUAAGUCUCGCUGGCAUUACUUCAAUUGACGUAAUAACAUGUUUCUUAUCACUACAAUAGUACCUAUUAAGAUACCGGAAUCGUUUUAUAGCGAAACGUAUUUGCAGUGUAAUCCCGCUGAUUUAUCAACUACAGUUGAUAAAUUAUUAUAAUAAAAUAUCUGCUAGCCUUUAGUGUUAAUAUAGAAAUUAUUGUUAAAGUGAAUUCUCUUCUAAUGUGAGGAUCCAAGGUGUUGAUUAAAGCUAUCUGAUCACUGAUCACGCUGAGCUGAUAAUUUGUUAAAAUUAAAAAAAAAAAAAAAAAGGAGAAUGACUGCGCAGAAAAAGAAUAAUCCCAUUGAAGAAGCUAAUCUCAUCAGCAGAUUGUGUUACUGGUGGACAUUGAAAUUAUUUAGCAAAGGAGCGAAGGAUGGAAUCACAUUGGAGGAUUUAUUCACUCCGAUAACUUCAGAUAGGUCGAAAUUUUUAGCUGACAAAUUGGAACACGCAUGGCACAAUGAGUUAACAAAAUUGGAACUCACUGAAAGCAAUCAAAAAGAUAAAGACUCAACCACUAUCAAAUCACUAAAACCAAGUCUUCUCCGCGCAAUAAUCCGCUGUUUCGGCAUGCAAAUCUUUAUCUUUGGAAUAUUCCAAAUGUUUAUCAAUGUGAUCCUAUUCAAUUUGCAACCAAUCAUCCAGAACUGGAUCAUCGAGUACUUCGAUGUCAAUAAUACCUCAAUCACGCAAAAUAAUGCACUCGGUUAUGCCGGUGCACUUACAACUGUAGCUUUGUUGCUAACAUUCAUAAUGCACCAGCUCAACUACUUCAGUCAGAUCAUAGGAUUAAGAUUCCGAGUCGCUUGUUGCUCGUUAAUUUACCGCAAGAGUUUGAAGUUGAGCAAACCUGCUUUGGAUAAAACUCCUCCAGGUCAGAUAAUCAAUCUUCUAAGUAACGAUGUCAGCCGAUUUGAUUUGAUUCCAAUGUUUAUAAAUUUUCUAUGGAUAACGCCUUUACAGAUUUUUGUUGUAGGAUACAUAGUCUGGCGCAACAUCGGAAUCUACACUCUGGUAGGCUACGGUGUCUUGUGCUUGGUAACAAUCCCGAUGCAAAGCUACGUAGGAAAGAUCUCUGGAAAACUUAGGAAAGUAACUGCUAAGUUGACUGAUCGACGGGUUCAGCUUAUGAGUGAAUUAAUCUCUGGGAUUCAGGUGGUGAAAAUGUACGCUUGGGAGAAGCCGUUUAACAAAAUCGUAGCAAUGAUCCGACUGGAUGAGAUCAAACAGAUCACCCGAUCCAACAAUGUGCGAGGUUUGUAUUCUAUUUUGUCAGGAGUCAGUCAAAAGAUCAUGGUGUUUGCGACACUGGUGACGUUCAUUUUCGACGGAAAUUUACUUGAUCCAAAGGUGACGUUCCAGAUCGCGGUUUACUUCAACAACCUUCAAAUACACAUGGCACUUUGUUACCCAAUGGCAAUUAUUCUUUUAAUUCAGUCGAUUGUUGCAGUCAAGCGAAUUGAGGAAUUUCUUCUGUUGGAGGAAGUCAAAGAAAACGCAAAGGCUUCGGACAUCGUAGCACAAAUGCCUGAAAUUGUUGAGAGUCGCGUAGAGAAUAAAGCCAACCCGGGAGCUGUAGUUGUCAAGCUGGACAAAGUUUCAGCGAAUUGGAAGUUCGGGCAAUUACCUCCAACACUGUAUGACGUCUCACUGAAAAUCAACGGAGGAGAACUUUGUACUCUUGUAGGUCCAGUCGGUUCGGGUAAAAGUUCUUUGCUCAAUUUGUUCCUACAGGAGCUGCCAGUCGGUGCAGGCACGGUUGAACUCUUCCAGUUUUCUGAUAAAGAGUCUGCUGGAGCUAAGUCGAAGUCGGGAUUUUCACAGGAUAAUCCAGGGAUGAGGAUAUCAUACGCUAGUCAGGACUCCUGGCUCUUCACGGGAAGUGUCAGAGAAAACAUUCUCUUUGGGCAAGAGUACGAUAAAGCGCGUUAUCAAGAGGUAGCGAAAGUUUGUUCUCUACUACAAGACUUCAAGCAACUGCCAGAAGGUGAUCUGACGAUUGUCGGAGAACGAGGAGCUUCCCUUUCUGGCGGUCAGAGAGCGAGAAUCAAUCUAGCCAGAGCUAUUUACAGACCUGCUGAUUUGUAUCUUUUGGAUGAUCCGCUGAGUGCUGUUGAUGCGCGCGUAUCUCGACGACUCUUCCAGGACUGUAUCCUUGGCUAUCUCAAAGGCAAAACACGGAUCCUCGUCACUCAUCAGCUCAAUUAUCUUAUGCAAGCUGACACCAUCGUCGAAAUCGACCGUGGGACCAUCAAACAUCAUGGCACUUUCGAAGCUCUUGCAGAAUCCGAUUCUGAAUUCAUUAACAUGCUAAAUAACUUGAACAACGACAAAAACAAUACAUCAAAAGAAACUGAUAUAGUCCCAGGUGCUGACAAGAAGAGUAGUUUCAUCAGAGAGCGCAGAAGAUCUUCCCAAAUUUCGAUCAAAUCUCAAGACAGUCAUCGAUCUAUGCCCAGUGAAGACUUGAUUGAUAAAGAUGAAGCAGGUGAGGUACCAGAUGAAGUGAUGGGCACGGGAUUCAUUUCCAAGGAUGUUUACUUUCGUUACUUCCGCGAAGGUGGUGGAAUAAUUGGCUCGAUAUUGCUCGCUCUUAUAUUCAUCAUCGCUCAAGUUUCGUCAAUUGGUGUCGACCAAUGGCUGACCUACUGGACAGCAUUGGAAACAUACAGACCCUGUCUUGAUGCAACGAUAACUAGUUGUUCAAACGUUGGAGCCGGGCCCAACUCUCUUGUCAAUAACACAAUCUUUACACCGUGGUUGGGCAGUGAUGGCUUGCUGCCUGCUACGACUGCCAUUUACAUUUACUUAGCGCUUCUCAUCAUUUUCACAGUUCUGUCGGUAUUGAAGUGCUAUUGCCUUGUUGCAAUUGGUAUGAGAGCUGCUCGAAAGCUGCACAAUCUUAUGUUCAAAAACAUCCUCCAAGCGACAAUGUAUUUCUUUAAUACAAAUCCUUCUGGACGGUUAUUGAACAGAUUUUCAAAGGACGUAGGUGCAAUGGAUGAAUUACUUCUACCAUUUAUGCUCCAAGCUUUCCUUAUCCUUUUCGAUGCCGCUGGGACCAUUGUAAACAUCAUGGUGGUCAAUCCUUGGAUGAUCAUUCUGACAUUAAUUGCUGGUAUUGUUUUCUAUAUCGUAACUGCGUACUAUCUGACAACUGCUCAAGAUGCUAAAAGAUUGGAAGGGAUAACGAAGAGCCCUGUGUAUACCCUCGUGAACACGACAUUAAAUGGCUUACCAACAAUCCGAAGCCGAGGAAAAGAUGUUGAAACUAUGUUACGGAAUCAAUUCGAUGAUUUUCAAGAUCAUAAUUCUGGAGCGUGGUAUAUACUGAUAGGAACCGGUUCGGCGUAUGGCUUCAGUAUUGAUAUGAUCACUAGCACGUUCAUAUCUAUUUUGAGUUUCACUUUGAUCCUUAUUAAUCCUGUAAGCACAUUUGGAGCGUCAGUCGGGUUAGCAAUAUCUCAAGCUUUGUCACUUACGGGAUUGCUUCAAUAUGGUGUGAAACAAGCAACGGAAGUACAAUCACAAAUGACAGCUGUUGAGAGAAUAAUUCAGUAUACUGACUUGCCGAAGGAAGGUCCUAUAGAAUCAUCGAAGCAAUUGCCUGAGAACUGGCCAUCUAAAGGCCGACUUCAGUGGAAGAAUGUUUAUCUUAGUUACAAAAAAGAUGAUCCUGCUGUCUUAAAGAACAUUGACUUGAUGAUCGAGCCAGGCUGGAAAGUUGGAGUUGUCGGAAGAACUGGUGCCGGAAAAUCCUCAUUGAUAUCUGCACUCUUCCGACUAGUCGACGAUGGUCUCCAGGGGCAAAUAAUUAUUGACGGUGUAGACACUAAAACAAUCGGGCUUCAAGAUUUACGAUCGAACAUAUCAACAAUUCCACAGGAGCCUGUUUUAUUUUCCGAGACACUGCGUUACAACCUCGACCCCUUUGGGAAAUACACCGAUAAAGAAAUUUGGGACGCUUUGAGGGAAGUUGAAUUGAGUGACUUGGCCCUCGACCAAUGGGUCACCGAAGGCGGAACAAACUUCAGCGUUGGUCAGCGUCAGCUGAUUUGUCUCGCUCGCGCUCUGCUGAGAAACAAUCGGAUCCUAGUUCUCGACGAAGCCACCGCCAAUAUCGACUCUCGGACUGAUGCGUUGAUCCAAAAAGCUAUUCGUUCAAAAUUCGUAGACUGCACAGUUAUAACAAUAGCUCACAGAUUGAAUACAAUCAUCAACAGCGACAGGGUUCUAGUAAUGGAUAAUGGAUGUGCUGUGGAAUUUGAUGCGCCUUACGAAUUAUUGAUGAACAAAUCCAAUAGCAUGUUUGCAAAAAUGGUUGAACAAACUGGACCAUCAAUGGCCGCUACCAUAUUACACGAAGUAAUUGAAUUUCAUCAACAGUCAGAAGCACUGUUGGGUCAAGUUGAUCUCAAUUUUCCAGAUAAACACAAUUCUUCAUCAGAUUUCUAAAAAAUAAAACAUUUAUACCAAUAAUUUUAGUAAUUCACUUUCUUGUAGCUAUUGCGUAUUCAAGAAAUUAUUGUAUACCAUUGCCAAUAUACUUUUGUAAUUAAACUAUAAUUUUCCGGGAAUUUGUAAAAAUAAUCUUGCCUUUUAAAAGUGAAUUAUUGGAUAAAUAAUUUCUAUAAUUAAUUGAAGAACUUGUUUGUUUUGUUCCACUUUUUUAAGAAAGAAAGUAUAAUGUUUUACUUGAAUGAAUCUUUUAAAGUAAAAGUAGAACGUAUGAUUUAAUAAUAAAGUCCUUUGCAUCAUGCAUGUAAUAACUUUAGCAUCCGUAGCUGUAUAAUGACCGCGACUUUCUUUUUACUUUCACGGAGUUUAGUAUCGUAUAGUUACAUACUAACAUACAUUAUCAUUCGUCAGUUUCUUCCGAGCUCCCAUGCUAGUUUGAUUCAUAAAAAUCUCUAGUAAUAUUACGAGUUUUAUUAGUGUUUUUUAUUUUAGUAAUUUGUUAAGCAAUAAUUAAUAAUAAUCCUGUGAACUUAAUAAAAAUAAUAUACUUACAUAUUUGAACAAAUAAUAAUGGGUAUUUUUUUACAAGAAGAUAAUCAGAUAAAUACGAACAAUAUAACGAUACAAAAAAACGAUGUAUCCCGUGAAAUGCGUGGCAACAUUAUAGGAAAAUUCAAAGGAUUUCGUGGCUGUACCUUAUGGCUAACAGGACUGUCGGGUGCGGGAAAAACAUCAAUAGCAUUUAACCUAGAAAAUUACUUAGUUAAACUGGGGAUUCCCGCGUACAGUUUGGACGGCGACAAUAUGAGAAGCGGUUUGAAUAAAAAUUUGACCUUCAGCAAAGAAGAUCGGCAAGAAAACAUAAGACGAUCUGCUGAAGUUGCUAAAUUAUUUUCCGAUAGCGGACAUAUCACAAUCUGCAGUUUUGUAUCGCCAUUUAGCGAGGACCGUUCCUUGGCGCGUAAAAUCCAUCAAGAUGUCGGCUUGAAGUUUUUUGAAAUAUUUAUUAACGCGUCGCUAGACGUCUGUGAGUCACGUGACGUGAAGGGCCUCUACGAAAAAGCACGAAACGGCACAAUAAAAAGUUUCACGGGGAUCGGUCAAAACUACCAGGUGCCAAUUGAUCCAGAUUUAAUUUUAGAUACCGAGCAACAAACUCUCGAUGAAUCGACAAUUACUUUAGUUAAAUUUCUCGAGGGUAAAAAAAUUAUACCAAAUACUCCUGAGUGUAGAGUUGAGAUAAGAAAUAAUUUAUUUUUCAAUAACCAACAAACUAAAUUAUAAUUCAAUAUAAUAUAAUAUAAUUAUAACAAUCUAUAAAUAUAAAAACAAUAGAAUAAAAAUAUCUAAAGCAAUACACUUUUUUUAUAUAACAUUUAACGUCAUCAAUUAUUCGUUUACAACACAGAUAGUAUCAAUACAGGAAAGGUUCUUGUCAUUUUUACUUUUAUUUAUUAUAAUACCAUACAUAAUCAUAUUAUUCAUUAAGAUAACUUGCUUAUUGUUUUUUUAC
Messenger RNA from Cotesia congregata, 6353 nucleotides. Lineage: Eukaryota; Metazoa; Arthropoda; Insecta; Hymenoptera; Braconidae. The record is from the annotation of a GenBank genome assembly.